CGCCCCGCGCCCCGCUCGGACAGCCGCGCCCGCUGCCCCGCGCUCCCGCCAUGGCCGCCCGCCUGCUCCGCCGCUCCCUGCGCCUCUGGGGUGCCCGCUGCGCUCCGCGCCCGCCGCUGGCCGCGAGAUGCUCUCAUUCCGGAGGGGAAGAACGUCUUGAAACUCCUUCAGCUAAACAUUUAACAGAUAUUGGAAUUAGAAGAAUCUUCUCUUCGGAGCAUGACAUUUUCCGGGAAAGUGUAAGAAAGUUUUUUCAAGAAGAAGUGGUUCCGAAUCAUGCAGAGUGGGAGAAGGCUGGCGAAGUGAGUAGGGAGCUUUGGGAAAAAGCUGGCAAGCAAGGACUGCUGGGUGUCAAUAUCGCAGAGAAGUAUGGUGGUAUCGGCGGGGACCUGUACUCGGCAGCUGUUGUUUGGGAGGAACAAGCAUAUUCGAAUUGUACAGGCCCAGGUUUCAGUCUUCACUCAGAUAUUGUCAUGCCCUAUAUUGCAAACUAUGGAUCGGAAGAACAAAUUAAGCGCUUCAUCCCUGAAAUGACUGCCGGGAAAUGUAUUGGUGCCAUAGCAAUGACAGAGCCUGGAGCUGGAAGUGAUUUGCAAGGAGUGAGAACAAAUGCCAAAAAAGAUGGAAGUGACUGGAUUCUCAAUGGAAGCAAGGUAUUCAUCACUAACGGCUGGCUAAGUGACGUUGUGAUUGUGGUGGCGGUGACAAGUCGGGAAGCUCGCUCUCCUGCCCAUGGUAUUAGCCUUUUUCUGGUGGAAAAUGGAAUGAAAGGGUUUAUCAAGGGACGAAAGCUCCAUAAAAUGGGACUAAAAGCCCAGGAUACUGCUGAAUUGUUCUUUGAAGAUGUUCGGUUGCCCGCUAGUGCACUACUUGGAGAAGAGAAUAAAGGCUUCUAUUACCUCAUGCAAGAACUCCCACAGGAACGAUUAUUGAUUGCUGAGCUGGCAAUUUCAGCAUGUGAGUUCAUGUUUGAAGAAACCAGAAAUUAUGUUAAACAAAGAAAAGCCUUUGGAAAAACAGUUUCACAUAUACAGACGGUGCAGCAUAAACUAGCAGAAUUAAAAACGAACAUUUGUGUAACCAGAGCUUUUGUGGACAGCUGUCUCCAGCUGCAUGAGAAUAAACGACUGGACUCUGCCUCUGCUUCCAUGGCGAAAUACUGGGCAUCUGAUUUGCAAAACAGUGUCGCUUAUGACUGUGUUCAGCUCCACGGAGGUUGGGGAUACAUGUGGGAAUAUCCAAUUGCAAAGGCUUACGUGGAUGCCCGUGUUCAGCCAAUCUAUGGUGGUACCAAUGAAAUAAUGAGAGAGCUGAUUGCAAGAGAGAUUGUGCGUCCGUGAAAAGUAGACAUCUGCCCACAUCCUGGAAUCCUAUUACAGCUAAUCUGGUUCUAAAUCUUCUCAAGAUAAAACACAAGCUGGAUGAGAGAAAAUACUAAACAUGUUUUUAUAUGCCCUCUCUCUAGAGAAAGAAACAAAAGCAAAUAUAAAAUUAACACAACGGGAGGAGAAAGCCUUGAAAUUAGAAAUUAUAAAACUCCAACAUGCAGAUUUAAUAUUUACUUUUUUAACAUAGUUCUAAGGCAAAGAUUUUCUGAUUCCAGGAUCCGUGAUGUCUCUUCACUUAUCCCUAAAAUUUUAAAAGAACAUAAAUGCCUACAUGUCUUAAAUUGUGGCAGGAAAAAAGUCAUUAUUGUACAGAAAAUUAUUAAUAAUGCUUAUAGAACAUUGAUUUUGAAAGGGAAAAUAAAGAUAAAUUAUGAUGCACAAUAAUUUCAUUUGUCUUU
Molecule: messenger RNA, 1786 nt
Organism: Sorex araneus (European shrew)
Lineage: Eukaryota; Metazoa; Chordata; Mammalia; Eulipotyphla; Soricidae
Gene: ACADL
Product: acyl-CoA dehydrogenase long chain
Exons: 11
Coding region: 51-1340 (429 amino acids)
Biological process (GO): carnitine metabolic process, CoA-linked; fatty acid beta-oxidation using acyl-CoA dehydrogenase; long-chain fatty acid catabolic process
Cellular component (GO): mitochondrion
Molecular function (GO): long-chain fatty acyl-CoA dehydrogenase activity; flavin adenine dinucleotide binding
Source: RefSeq, a predicted model, not a curated record